GAAUAGCGCUAGCUGGAGGCGGAGGUUGUUGGUUGGAUCGCUGCUGUUUACAGCGGAGUUUUAUUUUUCCUUGAUGUUUCUCCACAAUCUGGGCACCAAUAUGCAUUUUAAGCCAAGUCGGAAUAGACUUUAUACAACACGAUGUUGUGGAUGUUGCCAUGUCAGGACGGGGACGAUCAUUCUCGGGACUUGGUACAUGGUUGUGAACUUGUUGAUGGGAAUCCUGCUGACGGUGGCAGUCACCCAUCCUGAGAACGUGCCCUCGGUUGACCUUCAGUACGAGGUCAUUGAGCACUACUUCGCCUCAGACCGAAUGUCAGAAAACGCUUGCGUGGGAUUCGCCAUCUCCCUCCUGAUGCUCACCAUCAGUGCCAUGAUGGUAUACGGAGCAAUUACUCACCGCGAUGGCUGGCUUAUCCCGUUCUUCUGCUAUCAGCUGUUUGACUUUGCUCUGAGCUGCUUAGUGGCCAUCAGCUCCCUCACCUACCUGCCCAGGAUCAAGGAUUAUCUGGAUCAGCUGCCGGACUUCCCGUACAAAGACAAUCUUUUAUCUCUAGACUCCAGCUGCCUUUUGCUGUUCGUGCUCAUCUUCUUCGCUCUCCUCAUCAUCCUAAAGGCUUAUUUGAUCAACUGCGUGUGGAACUGCUACAAAUACAUCAACAACAGAAACCUGCCAGAGAUCGCCGUUUAUCCUGCUUUCGAGGCUCCACCACAGUACAUCCUCCCCACCUACGAAAUGGCCAUGACGAUGCCAGCGAAGGAGCCUCCGCCUCCCUACAUGCCCGCCUGAACCCCUUUCUCGUCGGUCCGAUCAAGUCACUGCAGAUGCCGUCUUUUGGUUUUUCUGAUCGAUCGCACUCUUCGCUCUGUAGAACGAAGGGUGUUCCGAUUCCCCACCAAUAUCACUUUAAAGCUCUGCAUAUUGCAUAGACUUAACCAUCGUCAUCAUCUGCAUGACUCUCAUACACACGUCGUGACGGCUCAUCACAGAUCUAUUUUUGUAAAUGAAUAGAAAAUAAGAGGCAGAAAGUGGGUUUUAGGAGCUAGAAAAGGGUAGUUCCCUGUUAAGGGGAAUUCCGUGUGCAGUGUUGGAGCCUCGUUGUGAGCUGGGUUGCAUAGUAACUCUUGCUUCUAACAGCUUUUGUAUAGUUUAUUCAUAGUGAACCAUUCUAAUGAAACGUUUCUACUUAGGUGACGUAGAUCAUUUGCCGACGGGCAACGCACAUGAAGCAGUGUAAGCUUUCACUUUUCAUAGGUUUCCUCUUGUUUGUAAUGCUUUUUUUUUUUAUUUUUAAGAGAUAUUGUGAAAGCCUUUUUUUUUUUUUGCUUUUACGUGAAGAUUUACCGCUUCACUAUCGUCUAACAUUUCGAAGCACUACUUUCUCAGUCGGCUAACACGAAGGAUUCUGCUUUAGUUUAAACACCAAUCACGACAAUCCAAUGUGAAAUUAAAAAAUCUUUGUUUUUCCUUUUGUGUAUUUUGUGUGAACGUUAAAAAAAAAGUUAUCGCAUAGGCAAAAGAGGUUUUAGCACUUUAUCAUGUUUUAUACUCAAGUGUUGUAUCGGCUCAUACAUCCAUCCUUACAUCCAGUCAUCCGUCAGCUCCCACCAUGUGACGCCAUCUCGACAGAGUUCAUAGUGCCGUGUUGUGGUAGAUAUUGAUCAUGCUUUCGACAAGACAGGAGGACCUUCUCUCACGAGACAAUGCUUUGGAUAAACAUGACUCUCUGCUAGUAUUGUGAAAAUCAGUAGAUGCAUGCUAUUCUCCUCCUUGGUCUUUUUUUUCCUUGUAUACUUUCUGGUAAGUCAAUUAAUUCAGUAAUAAACAUUUUGAAACAUG
Messenger RNA from Tachysurus vachellii, 1840 nucleotides. RefSeq names its product lysosomal protein transmembrane 4 alpha (gene laptm4a). The coding region runs from base 74 to 790 and encodes 238 amino acids. Gene Ontology annotation, cellular component: lysosomal membrane. The record is from RefSeq and is a predicted model, not a curated record. The transcript is spliced from 7 exons. NCBI's taxonomy places the organism in Eukaryota, Metazoa, Chordata, Actinopteri, Siluriformes, Bagridae.